Racocetra persica is the source of this 1338-nucleotide messenger RNA. Lineage: Eukaryota; Fungi; Glomeromycota; Glomeromycetes; Diversisporales; Gigasporaceae. The record is from the annotation of a GenBank genome assembly.
AUGUCAAACAUUAAAGUUCAAUUUGCUUUCACAGCCUUUAGCGCGACAGUAGCUACAGCAAUCGCGAUAUUUUCAUAUCAAUCAUUUCAAAGACAAGCGCGUACUCGAGCUCUUAAAAGGGAACUUUCUUCAUUACCACCUUCACAAAAGUUACUUCAGCCAAAAAAACGUAGUGUCGAGCAAUUAAGUGCUGUCACCGAACAGAAUCAAUUUGAUGAAACACUUAUAAAAGAACAAUUGGCUAGAAAUAUAGCCUUCCUUGGCGAAAAAGGAGUUGCAAAAUUACGAAAGUCUUUCGUCAUAAUUGUUGGAGCUGGUGGCGUUGGUUCUUGGGCUGCACUAAUGCUGGUUCGUUCUGGAGUUGAACAUGUUAGAAUUAUAGACUUUGACCAAGUAACAUUGAGUAGCUUGAAUCGGCAUGCUGUUGCAACACACUCAGACGUUGGUAUUCCAAAAGUUGUUGCAUUACAAAAAAAUUUUAAAGAAUUUGCUCCUUGGGUAAAAGUUGAGCCAAUUAUUGAACUAUUCACUAAAGAAAGUGCGUCUCACCUCUUAUCAGGAAAUCCGGAUUUCAUUGUUGAUGCAAUUGACAAUAUCGAUACAAAAAUUGAUCUUCUCAAAUAUUGCCAUGACAAUAAAUUACCAAUUUUGAGUUCGAUGGGAGCUGGUGCUAAAGCAGAUCCGUCACGUGUCCAAAUGAGCGAUAUAAGUCUUACGAUUGAGGAUCCACUUGCAAGAGCUGUUCGACGCCGUCUUAAAAAAUUGGGUGUCGAAUCAGGAAUCAUGGUAGCAUACUCUACCGAAAAACCUAAUAUAAAAUUGCUGCCAUUAGAUGAAAGUCGUGUCCAAAGUGCAGGAGAAUAUGCCACAUUGCCUGAUUUUCGGUCGAGAAUUUUGCCAGUGUUAGGCACAAUUCCCGCCAUUUUCGGAAUGGCAAUUGCAACUUAUAUUAUCACUAGUGUUUCUGGGUAUCACGUAGAACCGUUGGCUAAUAAAAAUCGCGAACCAUUAUAUAGUCGAAUGCAUCGCGAUUUACUGAAUAGAGAAAGAAGGAAAUAUGGUGUAACAUCAAUACCCUUAGACGUUCACGAUGUUGGAUAUAUCUAUGAUGAGAUAUUUCGUAGCAAAAGCAUAGUGUCCGGAUCAUGGGAGAAACCAGCACUUGUUAGAUGGAAAAACAAUGUUCCCUUAACACUACAGAAUUGUGUGGUAAUGACUAAGUCCGAGGCAGAUGCACACGAAAAUAUUGAUGACCCUGAAACACAUUAUCCAUCAGAAGUUGUAAAAUUAGUUCAUACCAGAUUUCAAGAAGAAAAAGAAAUAACUUUAUUUCGUUAA